AUGUGUGUCCCCAUUGCGACUAUGGGAACGAAAGCUUUGCUUGGAUUUAAGGCUAUUGGUGAAAGCUCUCACUCGACACUGCCUCUAGAUGGUCCACCUAAAACGAAAGGCAGGGAUAUAGCAAGAUUCAUAAAAUCUCAACGAUUAAAAUGGCUGAUAGAUCUCAAUCGAAUGGAUGAAUCAAAAGCUCUAAAAAGAAUUUUCGAAGCAAGACCACUUUUUCAAAGAAACAUUGGAAGACCAAAGUUGAGAUGGAAAGACGGAGUAGAAGAAGACCUGCGUAAAAUUAAUAUAACAAGUUGGUGGCAACUAACGACAGAUCGAGAAGGGUGGAGGAGAAUUGCGAAUCAUACUAAAGCUCAUACCGGGCUGUAG
Condylostylus longicornis is the source of this 375-nucleotide messenger RNA. RefSeq lists its product as uncharacterized. Bases 1 to 375 code for a protein of 124 amino acids. The record is from RefSeq and is a predicted model, not a curated record. NCBI's taxonomy places the organism in Eukaryota, Metazoa, Arthropoda, Insecta, Diptera, Dolichopodidae. The transcript is spliced from 2 exons.